AAAAAGCCCCGCCAACAUAGCGUCACCUGAAACGAAGAGGACAUCAAGAGAAUCGCCGCCCACCGGCGUGAUAAAAUAGGACUAGGGAGGACGAUGGGCUCUAGCCACUACACAUCGCCAUCAUGAGUUCCCCCGUAGUCGUGUACGAAGACGAUGCCAGCUACUGUUCUCAACACCGCAACGAGUCAUCCAGGAUUGUUAGUGUACUCAACCUUGCUCUGGGAACCUCCGAAGAGGACGUGAGGGCCGCCUUUUGCGAGUUCGGGAGGAUUCAACAUUGUUUCGUACCGCUAUCCGCACCAACAACGGCUAUAGUAGUCUUUUCGACCGUCACCGAAGCCAUAGCCAGCAUGAGGAGUAUGGACGGCGCUAUCGCCGAUGAGAAGCAAAUCUGCGUGCGAAGGAAGGCCGUCGUGGCACGAGGUGGACUAGCAUUACUAUUAAGGAUAUCCUAA
This is a messenger RNA of Puccinia graminis f. sp. tritici CRL 75-36-700-3, 455 nucleotides long. RefSeq lists its product as uncharacterized. Gene Ontology annotation, molecular function: RNA binding. The record is from RefSeq and is a predicted model, not a curated record. NCBI's taxonomy places the organism in Eukaryota, Fungi, Basidiomycota, Pucciniomycetes, Pucciniales, Pucciniaceae. Bases 123 to 455 code for a protein of 110 amino acids. The transcript has a single exon.